AUUUGGUCGGGCAACAAUGAAAGCCGCCUUAUCAUUGGGUUGCCUCUUAUCGCAGAGACCCAUAAAUAUUCAGAGAUAGGAAAGAAGCGGGCAGAAACUAUACAAAAUACGAGUAGAGCGGGUGAAAGUGAAUAAAUCCGAUUAGUUUUGUGCCGAACGUCGGAGGUGAAACACGUGCGGUUGUUAUAAGAAAUAUAAAUACCCAUAUUUCCCUCACCAUGAGUUCAGCGUCUUUGCGUCUGCUGAGUAAAACCAAACAAACCGCUCGCAUUGUGAUCGUGGGAGCUGGAUCCGCCGGAAUAGCUGCAGCCACCCGUCUCCUGGAUCUGGGAUUCCGGAAUGUUCUCCUCCUGGAGGCUGAAGAUCGAAUUGGCGGACGUGUCCACACGAUUCCCUUUGCCGAUAAUGUCGUCGAUCUGGGCGCCCAGUGGUGCCACGGCGAGAAGGGAAAUGUGGUCUACGAUAAGGUCAAGGAUCUGGAUCUUCUAGAGGUUACAGAUCGCCACUACGAAACCUACAAGUGUGUGCGUUCCAACAGAGAGGUUUUGCCCGAUGAGAUAGCAGAUCAACUUAAGGGCAUAGCUGAUAGCUCGAUACCAGACAGGCAGAAAGAGCUCUUGAAUUUCGAUGGCUCCCUGGGUGACUACAUCAAUUUGAAGUACUGGAAAGAACUGGAGAAACUGCCGCCCAUUGAUCGCACCAUUGCCGAGGAGUUCCUGGAGGUUUUCCACAAAUUCGAGGCCUCCGUGGAGGCGGCGGAUCACCUGUUCGAAGUCUCCGGAAAGGGUCACCUGGAGUACUGGCUAUGUGAGGGUGAACUGCUGCUCAAUUGGCGGGACAAGGGUUAUAAGAGAUUCUUGAUGCUGCUCAUAAAGGCCCAAGAGGAUCAACCCGAUGAUCUUGGCAUUCUUAAGGGACAUGUGCUGCUCAACAAACGGAUUGCUGAGAUUAAUUGGGAAGGAGCCGAUGAGCUAACCGUGCGCUGCUGGAAUGGCGAGGUCAUCACCGCGGAUCAUGUGAUUUGUACCGUUUCCCUGGGAGUUUUAAAGGAACAGCAUCCAAAACUCUUUGUGCCCGCCCUGCCAGCGGCCAAAGUGAGGGCCAUCGAGGGUCUCAAACUGGGCACCGUGGACAAGUUCUUUCUGGAAUUUGAAAAUCCACAAUUGCCCCAAGACUGGCCUGGUUUUAACUGCCUCUGGCUGAAGAAGGAUCUCGAGGAACUUCGAGCUUCCGAGCUCUUUUGGCUGGAAAGUGUAUUCGGAUUUUACCCAGUCUCCCAGCAGCCACGUAUCCUGCAGGGCUGGAUUAUUGGACCACAUGCCCGACACAUGGAAACACUGUCCGAGGAGAAGGUCCUGAAGGGUUUGCAGUGGCUCUUCCGCAAAUUCCUGCCCUUUGAGGUGGCACACCCAGUGCGAAUGCUGCGCACUCAGUGGCAUGCGAAUCCCAACUUCCGGGGCAGUUACACCUUCCGAUCCACCUACACGGAGGCUUUGCGGACGGGUGCCUGGGAUCUGGAGGCACCGCUCCAGGAUGUGGGCGGUAGGCCACGCCUACAAUUCGCCGGGGAAGCCUCUCACAAGCACUUCUACUCCACGGUCCACGGAGCCGUUGAAACGGGAUGGCGUGAGGCGGACCGAUUGCAUCUCUACUACCGGUCGCGAACAGCUCAGUUGUGAGCUCACACCUAGUGACUCCGGUUGACAGCUUUCAAAAGCGUGGCAUCGAGAUUGGUCACAGCCCAUGGGGCACGAAAACAUAAUAUACUAACUUUAUUUAAGUACUCCGUUUAUUGCCAUUUAAAGUGUGUAGAGAUGUAAUAGAAUCUUAGAAAGAAAUAAAUAUUUAACUCUUCCCAAGAC
Messenger RNA from Drosophila rhopaloa, 1862 nucleotides. Its product is annotated as spermine oxidase. Gene Ontology annotation, molecular function: polyamine oxidase activity. NCBI's taxonomy places the organism in Eukaryota, Metazoa, Arthropoda, Insecta, Diptera, Drosophilidae. Bases 219 to 1679 code for a protein of 486 amino acids. The record is from RefSeq and is a predicted model, not a curated record. The transcript has a single exon.